CUUUCCAGAGAGACUUCUCUAAAGCCGGCCAAAGCGGUACUUCUUCAGCAGCCUAACGCCAACAUCCUGGAAGACUUUACACACCGUGAAGCUGCUGGAGCUGUAAAAUAAAAACAAAAACAAAUAAAACGACGCGGGAGAGAAUAAUUGAAGCCAAAGAGACAGCCACACGGAAGACUUGAAGCCUUUCUCUUUAAGAAAAAAAAACACACACACCCAAGUGCAGUUUGAAGUAAUUUCAACGGAGCAAAAAACUCCAAGAUGACUGACUACUGAGCGGAACCCACUGGGGGACCCCGAGGAGGAACUUCUUCCAUCGCCGUCAACUUUAACAACAGAAAAAGACAAAGAAAAAGACGAAUAUUUACGUUGCAGCCAUGGACUCCGGAAAGCGAAUAACGUUUCCGUUGAUGUUGAGUGUUGGAACGGCUGUGAUCGGCUCUCUGCAGUUUGGCUACAACUCCGGUGUGAUCAAUGCCCCUCAAAAGAUCAUUGAGAGGUUCAUCAAUGAGACAUAUUUUGAGCGCUACCAGGAGCAGAUCUCCAGGACCACCCUCACGGCCAUCUGGUCCAUCGCCGUCUCCAUCUUCUCUGUUGGUGGCAUCGUUGGCUCCUUCUCUGUCGGACUCUUUGUCAACCGCUUUGGAAGGAGGAACUCUAUGCUCAUGGCCAAUGUCCUAGCCUUCAUCGCAGCCGCUCUGAUGGGCUUUUCAAAGAUGGCCAACUCCUGGGAAAUGUUGAUCGUUGGUCGUUUCGUGGUGGGCCUCUACGCCGGCCUCUCCACAGGCUUCGUGCCAAUGUAUGUGGGUGAGAUUUCCCCAACAGCCCUACGAGGAGCCCUGGGCACCUUCCACCAGCUGGGCAUUGUUGUCGGCAUCCUGAUUGCACAGGUGUUUGGACUGGAGUCAAUCAUGGGCAACGACGACUUGUGGCCGCUCCUCUUGGGCUUCAUCUUCAUCCUUGCUUUGAUACAGUGCAUCCUGCUGCCUCUCUGCCCCAAGAGCCCUCGUUUCCUGCUCAUCAACAAGAACGAAGAGAACAAGGCCAAGGCUGUGUUGAAGAAGCUCAGAGGCACCACAGAUGUGAGCUCUGACAUGCAGGAGAUGAAGGAAGAAAGCCGGCAGAUGAUGAGGGAGAAGAAGGUGACCAUUCCGGAGCUUUUCCGCUCGCACCUUUACCGCCAGCCCAUCCUGAUUGCUGUCGUCCUACAGCUGUCUCAGCAGCUGUCUGGCAUCAACGCAGUAUUCUACUUCUCCACUCGUAUCUUUGAGAAAGCCGGAGUUGAGCAGCCUGUCUAUGCCACCAUUGGAACCGGUGUAGUUAACACAGCUUUUACUGUGGUGUCGCUGUUCAUCGUAGAACGUGCAGGACGUCGGUCUCUGCACAUGCUGGGGCUGCUGGGAAUGGCUGCAUCUGCUGUCUUAAUGACUAUUGCCAUGGCUCUGUUGGACCAGCUCAAAUGGAUGUCAUAUUUAAGCAUCGUGGCCGUAUUUGCCUUUGUCGCGUUCUUCGAGCUGGGACCGGGUCCCAUCCCCUGGUUCAUCGUGGCCGAGUUGUUCUCACAGGGACCCCGGCCUUCGGCCUUUGCUGUUGCUGGGUUCUCCAACUGGACUGCUAAUUUCAUUGUGGCAAUGACUUUCCAGUAUGUAGAGGAUCUGUGCGGCCCCUACGUGUUUAUCAUCUUCACUGUGCUGCUGCUCUUUUUCUUCGUCUUCACCUACUUCAAAGUACCGGAGACCAAGGGCCGGACGUUUGACGAGAUCUCGUCCGGCUUCCGGCAGACUGCUGCCACCGGGGGAGUAAAGCACUCGCCGGAGGAGCUCAACAGCCUGGGAGCAGAUUCUCAGCUCUGAGUGACUGCUCUUAACUCCUAACAAACUCUUUCUCAGGCCCAGGAGGGGACGAGAAGAGUCUACUAACCAGAAGUAGACCCAUCCGUUGGUAGAAUCAUUUUCACACUCGUCACCACAUUUUGAACGUCAUUACCAAAACACAGAGACAGCCCUGCGGGGUUCUCCGACAUGAUGUCCUCUGCUGCCCCUCUCAUGAUGUCACCCACACAAAAAACAAAACACAAAAAAACUUGAUGGGCACUAUGUCGCCUGAUGUGAAGAGGGGAGUUGAGGAUAGAUGGGGAAGGAAAAGAAGUGUCUGCAUCAAUCAACCAACCUUUUUUAAUCUCUUUUUUCAUUGAAUAUAUAUAUAUAUAAAUAUAACUGAUAUGUGCCUAUAGCUUGUUACCAUACAGUCAGUCUCAUUUUAAGAGCGCUGCAGCUGUAGAGAUCAGUUCACUGGGCAAAAUACUUGUUUUUAUCAAUCCUACUGUAAAGCUGUAUCACUGUAGACUCCAGCACUGUAGACGCCGUCUCUCCCCAGCAGAUGGGGCACUGCCUUUAGAAAAGGUCUCAGUGCUCCACCAAUUAGAAAUAAGUUAUUUGGACCUUUUUGUAGGUUACUGAGUACACAAACAGUGUUACGUUGGUGUAUUGCUGUAAAGAUUUAGAUAUUCUUAAUGAAAUUUACUAGACUAUCACGUUAAUGCUGUUACUCCUGUUGGGAAAUAUUUUCCUCUUUUUAUCCUAUUUUUCUCUUGUUAGACAAAAUAAUUGCUGAAAACUGCAUUUUUGUUUAAUAAGAUUUAUCGACAUGAAGUCAAAACAAUAAUAUAUCAAGAUACAUAUUUUUGUUUUGUCUCUUUUCUGUGUUGUAGUUUGUAGACGGUCCCUAAGCUCUCUAACUGCCGUCUCAACAAAGGAACUGCACACAGCUCAGUUAGCACAACUUUCACUGCGUUAACUCUGAAUGAAUCACUGCACAAGGGUAGGAACCUUUAAUGACAUCUGGAGCACGUUUAGGCCUGCUGAGUGCUAACUCUAGCAGGAGGAUGACUCGGGGUAGGCAGCACCGAUUGGUUUAGUUUUUCUCUCCACUGACCGCACUCCAACAGUACAAACAACAGACCUACAAGAAUUCUCCUUUAAGUGUCUUGUCUAAAACAAUUGAGCCUCCUCGGCCCUCAGCCCUCAUCACUUCCAAGCAGUUUCAGGUCAGGUCGGCCUGAUCCAGACUGAAAGCUUCUCUCAGUGGACCAUUUUCACCCUGGAUGUCUUCACUGAAACGGGAGCUGCAACGCUGCAAGCUCUUCCUCCGUGACAACAACUUAGCAUCUUCAGAAAAAGCAAAAAAUACAAGGACCAAAAUGAAUGUCGGCCAUAUGGAAGGUUUUUGUUCAUUAUGUGUCAUAGGCGGCGGACACAUACUGUUGUGAGGCUUCUUUGUGCUGAAUUCUGCAGUAUUCUCUCUCUCUCUCCCUCUCUCCCCCCCCCCCCCCCCCCCCGGGUUGUGGUUGUGUGCUGCAGUGUAUGCCUGGUCCCACUUCGCCUCGCUGUUUUAUCCGCUGUCUACAACUGCUGUAUCACUUCUUCUUUUUCUUGAAAUGCAUUGUUUGAGGAAAGUUAUCUUUUUAGCAGCACUUUAUUAUUCACAGGGAUAUUUCUUUGUUACUGAGACAAAAGUUUAGCGUUAGACAGGAAUCUUUUUGUUACCGAAGAGAGACUAAAGUACUGCUAAUGGAUUACUAGAGGUUUUUGAAAUAGCUAUUUGUGAAAUGGUUUCAUUUGUUCUCAUCUAUGACAGUCUUGCACAUUUCGGCGCGCAGGCCAGUCGUGAGUAAACAACACAGUCCUAGUGUAAUGAGGACUUUGAUACCAAUCCAACCCAGUAGUAAAACAAAUCCCUUUAAAUCAUUCCAUAAUUAGUUGUUAAUUAUUGUAUAUAGAAGAGCUUUAUAGUAUAUCUUUUGUCACCUCGCCCACCACGGGAAACACUGUAACAUUGUGUGCCUUUAUGUAGAUUUCACAUACUAUAUCUUUACCAGCACAAAUAAUGUAAUGGCACCAAAAGAUGUACUUCCCACACAGACUGAUAUAUCGCAAAUAUCAAAACUGUGUUUUAUAUGCACACAGAGUCACAAUUCUGCUUGGGCAUUAGAUUUUUAACAUAGCCUUUGAAAUCUCCUGAUUGAUGUUGUCAUGCACUACAUAAUGUAAAUAUCAAACCAACCUCAGCCUCAUCCACUCCAAAUUCA
This is a messenger RNA of Etheostoma spectabile (orangethroat darter), 4087 nucleotides long. It is a transcript of the gene slc2a1b, whose product is annotated as solute carrier family 2 member 1b. Gene Ontology annotation, biological process: dehydroascorbic acid transport; response to insulin. Gene Ontology annotation, molecular function: D-glucose transmembrane transporter activity. Gene Ontology annotation, cellular component: basolateral plasma membrane; plasma membrane; apical plasma membrane. Bases 378 to 1853 code for a protein of 491 amino acids. NCBI's taxonomy places the organism in Eukaryota, Metazoa, Chordata, Actinopteri, Perciformes, Percidae. The record is from RefSeq and is a predicted model, not a curated record. The transcript has 10 exons.